UCUCUCUCUCUCUAGAUUUGAUCCUGAACAAAAGGCAUCAUGGGAUCUCUCCCGCCGUCGUCGUCGGACCUCUCCCUCCACCACCCACAUUCCUCCCCCAAAUCCCCAAUUUCCGAAACUACCCUCCUCCAGCUCUUCAAAUCCCAACAGAGCCACCUCAACUUCUUCUUCCACCACCUCGACCUCGCCCAGACCCUCUCCUUCACCCUCACCCUCCUCCGCUCCUCCGGCACCAUCUUCUUCUCCGGCGUCGGCAAGUCCGGCUUCGUCGCCAACAAGAUCUCCCAGACCCUCGUCUCCCUCGGCAUCCGCUCCUCCUUCCUCUCCCCACUCGACGCCCUCCACGGCGACAUCGGCAUCCUCGCCGCCUCCGACGUCCUCGUCCUCUUCUCCAAGUCCGGCAACACCGACGAGCUCCUCCGCCUCGUCCCCUGCGCCAAGGCCAAGGGCGCAUUUCUCAUCGCCGUCACCUCCGUCGCCGGCAACGCCCUCGCCUCCGUCUGCGAUAUGAACGUGCAUUUGCCGCUCGAGCGGGAGCUCUGCCCUUUCGAUUUGGCUCCGGUCACCUCCACCGCCGUCCAGAUGAUCUUCGGCGACACCGUCGCCAUCGCUCUCAUGGGCGCCAGAAACCUCACCAAGGAGCAGUACGCCGCCAACCACCCCGCCGGCCGUAUCGGAAAGUCCCUCAUUUUCAAGGUGAGAGAUGUGAUGAAGAAAGAAGAGGAAUUGCCGGUAUGCAAGGAAGGCGGCAUGAUAAUGGAGCAGCUGGUGGAGCUGACAAGCAAAGGAUGCGGCUGCUUGCUUGUGAUUGACGAUCAGCGUCACCUGAUCGGCACAUUUACUGAUGGAGAUCUCCGGCGCACUCUCAAGGCGAGCGGAGAGGCCAUCUUCAAGCUCACGGUCGGCGAAAUGUGCAACAGGAACCCGAGGACUGUCGGCCCUGACGCAAUGGCGGUCGACGCAAUGCAGAAAAUGGAAGCUCCGCCUUCCCCUGUGCAGUUCUUGCCUGUCAUCGAUGAGCAGAAUGUGGUGAUCGGCAUUGUCACUCUGCACGGACUGGUAUCGGCUGGACUUUGAUGUAAUGUACUCGGGCUGGUUGUCUAUGUGCAAUGUUGUUCUACUUGCUCAAUUGAUUCAUUGUGUUUAGCAUUUGUGAUCGAUGAAUGAUGAUGAUUCUUUGUAUACUAAAAUAUGAAGCCACCCCUUUUAGGUAUCUUGGUGCUACUAUUCUUUCUGGUGUUGUACUAGGAUAUAUGAGUUCUUCGUACGAUCGUUUUGUAUGUCUUCAAGGUCUGGCUGCAAUUACACCAGUAUUAAUAUAUAC
Molecule: messenger RNA, 1324 nt
Organism: Argentina anserina (silverweed cinquefoil)
Lineage: Eukaryota; Viridiplantae; Streptophyta; Magnoliopsida; Rosales; Rosaceae
Product: probable arabinose 5-phosphate isomerase
Exons: 2
Coding region: 40-1077 (345 amino acids)
Biological process (GO): carbohydrate derivative metabolic process; carbohydrate metabolic process
Molecular function (GO): carbohydrate derivative binding; isomerase activity
Source: RefSeq, a predicted model, not a curated record